AUGCCUCGUGACUCCCCUCCGCUUCAGUUGGCUGGUGAUGCACCGCGUGAGCAUGUGCCUGAGAUGACCACGAGCGAGACGACCACGACAAACGUCACAACAGAAUCAAAGGCAACGCCCACCAAAUAUGAGCCUGAAUCAGAACGAGAAAUAACACCUCGCGAUUGUCAAUUACCAAAACCCGCCGAGACUGCAGAGGUUGACUCUAAGCAAGAUCUCCCCACCACUUCCACGACACAAGACAGUUCGCAACCGAACGCGGAGCCGGCGACAUUCUCGGGAUCGAGCAGUUUCAGCACCACCCCAGCCAUGAAAGAUUCUCCGUCCCCAGAACCCAGCGCAAAGGAGCGGAGCCCUAGCACGAGCGGCAGCGGCACCGUGAAGCGGACACCAUCACCUUCCGCCUCCCUGCUUACCGACAGCUCUUUCUCCACCUCCAAGACCACUAGCAGCUCAGGCAGCUCUAAUGGCACGAUCUAUGGAAGAGUCGACAGACCCUUGGCGCGCUUCUGGCUCGGGAAACAGGAAAUCGCCAUCCACCCAAAGCAGCGCAUCCUCCGGUUCUUCGCCGAGACGGAGCGAUACGUUUUCUGUAGGCGAUCACGAAACGGACCGGAGCAGCAGCCCCGAGAAUAG
Molecule: messenger RNA, 636 nt
Organism: Parascedosporium putredinis
Lineage: Eukaryota; Fungi; Ascomycota; Sordariomycetes; Microascales; Microascaceae
Source: the annotation of a GenBank genome assembly